Bactrocera oleae (olive fruit fly) is the source of this 5742-nucleotide messenger RNA. The record is from RefSeq and is a predicted model, not a curated record. Lineage: Eukaryota; Metazoa; Arthropoda; Insecta; Diptera; Tephritidae.
AGUUUCGCGUUAGUCAUGCCGACUUUCAGCUGUGCGUCGCGAGGUAAAUAAUAAAUCCGCGUGGAAACUCGCGAAAAGCCAAUUGAGCUAUUAUUGGAAAACAAUAAAUCGGUGGUCAUAUACAUUUUUCGUAUUUUUCGUACAAAUUUCGUAAUUCAAGUUAAAUGCAAUGCAACAAAAGCCUUAAACGCUCCACAAUUAUAAAUAUUAUUAGCCAAAUGCCGAGUGUGCUUUAAAUAAAGGAAAAUACGCGUAAAAGAAAACAAAAACAAAAUAGUUUUAAUUAUGUCAGAAGAUGUUAUGUUUGUGUGUGUAUAAUACGGUUAAUGUGUGGCUUCAUUGCAGAAGUCAACGCGGUUUAAUGUGUUCCAUGAGCAAUUGGUCGCAGCGAUAUGGAUAAGGCUCCACAAAAUAUUUUAAUUUCGCUUCCAAUCGGUGUAGACCAACAUAACAAUUUAUAGCCCAGAACCUUAGCUGCACUCCGACGGAAUUGAGCACUGCAAGCAGCGCCAACUUACGACAUUGUAACUGCAGCUAAAAGGCAUUCGGCCUCAGACUUGGCGAAGGUUCAAAAACCCCACCGAUCGAACAAAAUACAACUGAAAUCCAUUGCGGCGAGGAGACUCCGAACAUGUUCGCACACCGUGACUGAGAGACAAUAUGUUGCGAGCGCCAACUGGGAGGCACAGUGCUGCAAGCGCCACAACUCUUAUACGAAGUUCUCGGUGUGCGUUGCCGACUGCCGCGGCGUCCGUAUAAAACGCUUAACGCGGCAACGAAACUGGUCAUUUGGCGUUCGCUUUGUGUGUGUGCGUUUCGCGGCAACGACGUCAGCUCUAGCAGUGAUAGCGCGGCGCUAGCCCAAGGCGGUUACAGUGGCAGCGGUUACCAGUCAUUAUCAGUUAACAAAAGCGCUUGCACAUCGACGCGGCGCAUCAGUUGCUUUAAGCCCCUCGUUCGAGUUGUCGGCGUUGGUUUGCGGUUCCGCUCAACACUUUCGGUGCAUAGUGUGACGCUUUCUGAGAUUUAACGCGCGUUUGUGACAAUUUAUUACAGAGACACACUCGCAAGCGCGUCAAGAGACCCUCGUAGGUGCAACUAACGCUUCGUGAUAUUUAGCUCAUGGUCGAGACAGACGGCUGUCCAUGCCAACGGCUGUCAACUCGUAAUCGGUGUUAGCCAAAUUUAUUGAAUUGUGAUACGCGCGCGUGUGUGUAUUAGUGAAUUUAUGAUAUUCAACUUUGAGCAGCGCUUUUCGGAACCACAAAGUGUAAACAUUAUCGAAUAGGAAAUCGCGGGUGCUCAUAUUUGUUCAAAGAAGUAUUGACCUAGAGCUGUUGAUAUUCUAUAUCCUAUUCUCCGUCACACACCUGAAUUGCGGUUAUCUUAUCUGUGGGUGCGUUUGCGUAGACCCAUAAUUAAAGCGUUUGCCAGCGGGAGCGCGUGAACGUGCGAGCGUGUGAAAACCAAAACUUUCGCGGCUAAAAGCGCGCGAUCAAGCGUUUUUCUGUGCGGCGGUCGCUGUUAUCAGCUGCUUCUCAGCGUUCUCUGUGUGGCGCUGGUGCGCGCGAGUGCUCCGUGUCGUAUGAGUAAGGCCGUUCCAGUUGGACUUAACUGCCGCGUAAAGCUUCGUUAAAUUUCACUCUGUUUGUGGAAUUUGUUGCGUGAAUUCUUUCUAAAGUGAUAACAUAAAAGUAAAAGGGAGAGCGAUAAACAAUUUCAGUUCGGUGCAAUCAGAUGAAGAGAACUUGUUGGUUGUUAGUAUUGGUGAUAACAGCACCCAGAACGAUUCUAAUCAGAACAAUAACAACAUCAAUUACAACAAUACCACGCUAAUAAGCAACAGUUGCAGUAGCUCCAACAACAACACACUCAUAAAUCUCUAUGAUAAUCAUUGCGGCGACGGUGACAGCAACAGUAAGACCAACCGCCAUAUAGUUAGCAGCAAUAAGACGCGCUGCGACAAGCACAACAACAACGCUGCCAAUACAUUCCGUCAACUGCAGGAGCAACAGACGCACGUUGGACGUGUUACUGGCUGUUGUGCCACGUGUUGUCGUCUAGAAAGCGACAAUAAAAGCGACAAAGUCAACCGCAUUAGCAGCAGCAGUAGUAACAACAACAACAGGAAUAUUAAUAACAGUAGUAAUAUUAACGGCAGCAACAGCAGAAACAGCAACAGAAGGAAAAUGCGCCGCAAUGUGAAAUUCAUUGUUUUUGUAAGCAUCAUUUGGAUAUUCGUCAUGGUUUACUACUUCCAGUCCAGCACGGAAAAGGUGGAGAACCGCGCGCUACGCCUACGCGAAGUGGCCACCGCUAUGCAGCAGUACCAGGACGAGCCCUUCCCCUCGGCCGCCUCCGCGCACGAUGGCAGUAGCAGUCAGAGUUUUGGAGGCGCCGCACAUGACAUCAAUAGGCUGCACCCGCUAGGCGUUGGCAUUAAUGAGGGCACCGAUGAAGAACCCGGCGGCGGUGGUGGAGGUAACAUUAUAAUUAUCGGCACUGGACCCGCUUUUCAAUCGCGCAUCGGUGGACUCGGCCUGCAUGCAUAUGGCGCGGCGGGUGGCGCAGCAGACCUGGACCAGGACACACUGCGGCUAAAUGGCAAUAGUGUGUUCAGCAGUAGUAGUGGUGCAGGCGGCGCAGCUGUGGUGGCCAGCGCCACCGGUGCACAUGGCUCGCUGACAGCGUCGAAUGGUCGCAGCGCUGGCGACUGGGAGUACUUCGACGAGGCGGGCUACAUAAAGGGCGGUGCGCUGCGUACCGGCGAGGAUCCCUACAUACGUAAUCGUUUCAACCAGGAGGCCAGUGACGCGCUGCCGAGCAAUCGCGAUAUUCCAGAUACCCGAAAUCCAAUGUGUCGCAAUAAAAAGUAUCGUGAGGACCUGCCGGAGACGAGCGUCAUUAUAACAUUCCACAACGAGGCUCGCUCGACGCUGCUCCGCACAAUAGUCAGUGUGCUAAACCGAAGUCCGGAGCAUUUGAUUCGGGAGAUUAUUCUAGUCGACGAUUUUAGUGACCACCCGGAGGAUGGCCUGGAGUUGGCCAAAAUCGACAAGGUGCGCAUAUUACGCAACAAAAAGCGUGAGGGUCUUGUGCGUUCGCGUGUACGUGGCGCAGACGCAGCCGUUGCCGGUGUGCUCACUUUUCUCGACAGUCACGUGGAGUGCAAUGAAAAGUGGCUGGAGCCGCUCCUGGAGCGCGUUCGCGAGGACCCGACACGUGUCGUCUGUCCGGUCAUCGAUGUCAUUAGCAUGGACAACUUUCAGUAUAUUGGCGCAUCGGCAGACUUGCGUGGUGGCUUCGAUUGGAAUUUGAUUUUCAAAUGGGAGUACUUGAGUGCGUCUGACCGAGCAACGCGGCAAAACGAUCCGACCACUGCCAUACGCACGCCCAUGAUAGCAGGCGGGCUCUUCGUCAUCGACAAGGCGUACUUUAACAAGCUCGGCAAGUAUGACAUGAAAAUGGAUGUGUGGGGCGGAGAGAACCUCGAGAUCUCCUUCCGCGUGUGGCAGUGUGGCGGCAGCUUGGAGAUAAUACCCUGCAGUCGGGUGGGACACGUAUUCCGCAAACGGCAUCCGUAUACCUUCCCUGGUGGAAGCGGCAAUGUGUUCGCGCGGAACACGAGACGCGCCGCGGAAGUCUGGAUGGACGAUUACAAGCAGUACUACUACGCUGCAGUUCCGCUAGCUAAGAACAUCGCUUAUGGCAACAUCGAGGACCGAUUGGCGCUGAAGGAAAAAUUGCAGUGUAAGCCAUUCAAGUGGUAUCUGGAGAAUGUCUAUCCUGACCUGCAAGUGCCGGAGUCAUUUGAAUUCGGUCAAUUUAAGCAAGGACUCACCGACUGCUUGGACACCAUGGGCAAUUUGGUGGAUGGCACAGUUGGCCUCUUCCAGUGCCACAAUACUGGCGGUAAUCAAGAGUGGGCCUACACGAAACAGGGCCAAAUCAAGCACGACGAUCUCUGUCUGACGCUGGUGCAGUUUGCACGCGGCUCCGAAGUGGUGAUGAAGGAGUGUGAUAGCUCCGAGAAUCAGCGCUGGACCCUGCGCGAAGGUGGCUUCUUAAGGCACAAUAAACUCAACGUUUGUCUCGACUCACGUGAUCAGCACGAGCAUGGUGUGACCGCACAGCGCUGCAACUCAGCGUUGGAGACGCAGCGCUGGAAGUUCGUGGCGAACGGCAAGUAUGCGUGAGAUGAGGCUGCGACAGUCUCAGCGAGGAUGACGAUGAUGACGUUGACGGCGACUUCAGAAACGAAAACGGAAGCGGAAACAGAAACACAGGUGGAAGCAGAUGCAUCGGAUGUGUCGAUGAAAGACUAAACGGGGAUCUCACUCUUUACACGACUACCUACUCACAUAUAUAUAUGUAUAUACACAACCACAGCUAACACGACUGCAGGAACUAUUGCUACAACAAUAACUGCUGCCACCAAUUAAAGCAAAAGAUUAAGUACUGGCGCGGAGCGUUUAGCCAAACCGCCACAAAUACAUACACUCUCACACUGACCACUACGAGAAGGCCAAACGAAAGGACAUUAAGUAAUCAAACGGACAGUCGGCUACCAAUUAAAUAGAGCUUCAAGGCUUGCCAAGGGUUGGGGGAACGAUAAGUACACACGAGGGUAAUGAUCAUUUUCUGACUACUCAAGUAAUGAAGAAUAGUAAGCGGAUACAAUUAAGCGUAAACGAGUAAACAAGAGCAAGAGUGAUAUUAAAAAAUUAAUGGAUCAUUGGCACAGCAGCUAUCAGCAUACAAGGCAAAUGCAGAAGGAAGAGAGGAAUAACAACGGCUACAGAUGCCAACUGCCACAUAAACUUGUAUGAAGAUGAACAUUUGUUAGUUAAAUUUACACGAGACGUGGGGGAAGAGGAGGCAAGGUCUCGCAACACGACGAUCUGGCAGCCAGCACUGCCGACAGCUGGCUUAUUUAUGAAACAUAAAUUCAGUCGAGGUAGUCACGCUGUUGCAUGCAACGUGGACGAUAACAAGUAAUUUCGAAAAAGUGAGGUACUUUAGAGUUGUUGAGGUGGAAUUAAAUAUUUAGACUGAUUUUUUUAUGUUUCUUAACCAUAAAGUUUCCUUCAUGAAUUUACACUGCGCACUUUUUGCAUUCCAAAUGACAAGCAAUUUAUUUUCGAUUGCAACGCACCCUCUCUACAACUUGAAAAACACAUUCUACACACUCACACACGCACAUCAGUUCAAAAAUAACGCUCCAUCACACACCACUACAAAUUAAUAUAGAUAUACCUGAAAGUCGCCCUGACUUUUGGACAGAGAAAAACUCUUUGCAAACUGCUUUUCUAAAUUUCGAAUUCUUCUCACAGUUAUUGUCAUUGUUGUUGCACUGCAGUAACAUUCUUUUCACCUCGUCCACCUGCCACUUGCUUCCUUGCUGGUAUAUGUGCCCUUCCACAAAUCCACAACGUCAAUUAUCCAAAUUGAUACAUCGUUUGGGUUUCUAAGAAAAUUGUUGUUCAAAAUGUUAUUGCUUUUUAGUUUAAUCUUACACUCACACCAGCUCACGAAUAAUCCCAUCAUACAAACCAACAACAUAAAAAAAUUUAAAUAAAAUGAUAGAAAAAACGUUACCAAAAGUUUAAAGUAAAAGUGUUGAAGAGAAACAAAGAUUUGUCACUAGAUAAGCAUCAAUUAAUUGCAGAUUAUAUUUGAGAAUGUAUUGUAAAUAAAACAUAAUUAUUUUAAAUAAAUGUUAUUUAUAUUGAGAAAUGAAAA